AGUCUUCCUGGGCAAAAUCAACACGGCUGAAGACCUUUCUUAAUUCUCAGGUGUCCAAUAAGAACCUCCAAGCUCCUAGCAUGAUACACUCCUACUGCAAGCAGAAAUCCUUCAGGAAACUACCUGCGUGGGUGGUUUUCAGCCUUCUGGUGUACUGGUACAUCCCACUGUCCAGCUCCGUGCCUACUUACGAAUGGCAAGAUCCCAUUACCCGCGAGAGACUCAUCUGCCAGCAAUGCCCACCGGGGACAUGCGUCGAACAGUACUGCACCAAGAAUAGGCAGACCAGGUGCCAACAGUGCCCCAGCCUCUACUAUACCCAAUACUGGAACUACCUCGAUAGAUGUCUGUAUUGCAACAAUAUCUGCUCCAGCUUGGAAGUGGAAGCUCUGCCGUGUAAUGCCACACAUGACCGGGUGUGCCAUUGCAAGCCAGGAUACUACUUUGACCGCUACUCAGAUUUCUGCCUACCGCAUUCCACUUGCCCUAUGGGGAGCGGAGUCGCUGAGCCUGGCACCCCUCAUAAAGACACCCAGUGUGCAGAGUGCCCUUCGGGGACCUUCUCCAACUCCAGCACAGCGACGUGCCAGCCGCACACGGACUGUUUGGCGCACGGCCUGAAGCUCAACGUUCCGGGGAACCGUUUCCACGACGCCCUCUGCACGGCCUGCGAACUCAACCAAACCAACGGGACCCUGGAUUGGCCUGAGGAAAGUGCAGCGACCCCGGAUUGCGAACAGGCUUUUAUCGACUUCGCGGUUUAUCAGAUCAACUCGCCGAGGAAGUUGCGGCUCCUGAAGCGGGUGCUGGAGCAGGAGGCCGAGCCGAAGGAGGGGCCUCAGAGCCAGCUGCAGCUCCAGGCCGAGAUCUACUGCCUCACCCGGAACUGGAACUCCCCCGUGGACGUGUCGGUCAUCAAACAGCUCCUGUUGGCCUUCCAGAAAUCCCAGAUGCAUCGGAAAAAGAACCGGCUCCAGAAGCAUUUAUCUACGCAGUUACGGAAACAGAGGCGCGCCUUUUGAUCGGAGCCGGGAAAUCGCGCGCCUGCAAAAGGACGGGCGCUCGCUUCGGCUCCUUCUAGGGUUUUUAAAAUUUCUAGUCAGGAAUGGGAAUUGUUUCCUUUUAAAAACAAAGUCCUUCACCUGACUUCACAGGAACUACGGUUUGGGUUUUAAGUUUAGUCAGGGCUUGCUUUGUAGGAAAAGCCCAGCAGGACCUCAUUUGCAUAUUAGGCCACACCCCCGGCACCAAGCCAGCCAGAACUACGUUUCUGUGCGUUCCUGCUAAAAAAAAAAAAGCCCCGUGUUUAGUUACGCGUUUUAUUUUUCGCUCUCACCCUUCCGGUUUCUCUGGUAGCUUUUCUUUUGUUCAACCAUAGAUUAAGGGGAAAGCGAUCUGUAUUGAUGAUAGAGCCAGUUUGGUGUAGUGGUGAAGUGUGCGGACUCUUAUCUGGGAGAACCAGGUUUGAUUUCCCCACUCCUCCACUUGCACCUGCUGGAAUGGCCUUGGGUCAGCCAUAGCUUUCGCAGAGCCGUCCUUGAAAGGGCAGCUUCUGGGAGAGCUCUCUCAGCCCCACCCCCCUCACAGGGUGUCUGUUGUGGGGGAGGAAGGUAAAGGAGAUUGUGGGCUGCUCUCUGUCCUUGAAAGGGCAGCUGCUGUGAGAGCCCUCUCAGCCCCACCCCCCUCACAGGGUGUCUGUUGUGGGGGAGGAAGGUAAAGGAGAUUGUGAGCCGCUCUGCGACUCUUCGGAGUGGAGGGCGGGAUAUAAAUCCAAUAUCUUCACCUACCUCACAGGGUGUCUGUGUGUGUGUUCAGGAGGAAUGGAAAUACUGAACUGUAAUUAAUGGAUAUAUGGGAAUGUAUGUAAUCAAUGUAUUGAUGGUAAAAUGGUCAAUGUAUAUAUAUGCCAUGUUGUAAUGUAUGGAUGACAGCACUAGCUAUAACCUGAGGAGGGGUGUCACUAUUAUAUGUAAAGAGACAGCUUAUAGCAUGUGCUGCAGAACUGAAAGUAGAUCUAGAGGCUUAGAUGAUCUACAUGACAGCAGGUGGCUGGCUGCCAGAAGUCUUGCAUCAGCCAGCAGAGUCAGCAUGACACAGCAAGUUGCUGAUUGGCUGUCCAAUGUAUAAAUGUACAGAGCAACUGUGGUGAUUGUGGGUUAAAGGAGUUGGAGUGCAGCGGAGCAUAUUGUCAGUCAGGAGAGUGAGUGGUAUUGUAAAUAAAUGUAUAUAGUGGUUUUACA
This is a messenger RNA of Heteronotia binoei (common prickly gecko), 2240 nucleotides long. RefSeq names its product TNF receptor superfamily member 6b (gene TNFRSF6B). Gene Ontology annotation, molecular function: protein binding. The transcript has 4 exons. Bases 81 to 1022 code for a protein of 313 amino acids. NCBI's taxonomy places the organism in Eukaryota, Metazoa, Chordata, Lepidosauria, Squamata, Gekkonidae. The record is from RefSeq and is a predicted model, not a curated record.